UAUUUCAUUUCUUCAAUCUCAUGGAUCUGAUUAACAAGUUGUUGUUGGACUUUGUUUUCCCCAUGCUAACUGUCACCCUUUUAUUAUUCCUUUGGCCGGCGGAGUUGCUGUUCAAGUUUUUCAACUACCUCCUCAGAUCGGCUUUCCAUGAAAAACUCGCCGGAAAGGUAGUUCUCAUCACCGGAGCUUCUUCCGGUAUCGGCGAGUAUCUGGCAUAUGAAUAUGCGAAACGAGGAGCGCGAUUGGCGUUGGUUGCAAGACGAGAGGAGCUAUUGGAUGUGGUUGCCGGGAAGGCCAGGGAGAUCGGAUCGCCCGACGUCGUUGUAAUCUCUGCGGACGUUUCCAAGCUCGACGACUGUAAACGCUUCAUCGACGAAACCAUCAACCAUUUCGGUACAUUGGAUCAUCUGGUAAACAAUGCUGGAAUCUGCUGGGUUCAGGAUCAGGACCAAAGAUGUGUCUCAGACUAUGUUUCGAUCAUGGACAUAAACUUCUGGGGUUCGAUUUAUACGACCCAAUUUGCAGUUCCACACUUACGAAAGACGAAAGGCAAAAUAACCGUCGUUGCUUCUGCUGCUGGAUGGUUUCCUAGUCCAAGAUUAAGCAUUUAUGGUGCUAGCAAGGCAGCACUAAUAAGCUUCUUUGAGACACUGCGAAUCGAGGUUGGUUCAGAUAUUGGGAUAACGAUUGUAGCCCCGGGACUCAUCGAAUCACCAAUCACAAACGACGAAUGGUUAUCACAGACAAACUUAGAAUGGAUGCCAUUGGCAUCGGUACAAGGUUGCGCGAAAACAAUUGUGGAUGGCGCGAGCCGUGGAGACGAGUACUUGACGUUGCCAGCAUACGUGAGGGUGUUCUUUCUAUUGAAACUACUCUGUCCUCGGAUCCUACAGUGGAUUGUUCGUGUUUUGAUCGUCUUCCGUUCAAAGGAUCCUCUACUCAACGGGAAACCCCGUAGCAGCAGCAGCAGCAGCAGCUGCUCGGAUUCAGCCAAGUUAGAGUGAAGUCACGAUGUGAUUGUGAUCAUGAAGUACGUUAGUAUCCACAUUUGUAGCAACAUUAAUCAAUGAAAUGUACUGAAAACCCAAGUUCUUAACACCCCAUGUACACAAUAAUUAAGAGGUUAAUACCUAUCCAUGUUUACUUGUAUCUAUCUGUAUCACAGUUAUAGCAAAUUAUUCAAAACUC
Molecule: messenger RNA, 1188 nt
Organism: Cynara cardunculus var. scolymus (artichoke)
Lineage: Eukaryota; Viridiplantae; Streptophyta; Magnoliopsida; Asterales; Asteraceae
Product: 11-beta-hydroxysteroid dehydrogenase-like 4A
Exons: 6
Coding region: 21-1004 (327 amino acids)
Molecular function (GO): oxidoreductase activity
Source: RefSeq, a predicted model, not a curated record